Molecule: messenger RNA, 178 nt
Organism: Amoebophrya sp. A25
Lineage: Eukaryota; Dinophyceae; Syndiniales; Amoebophryaceae
Source: the annotation of a GenBank genome assembly
CAUUACGACCUGCAACGGCGCACACGCAUACAGGAUGAGUUGGCCGAACGUCUCCUAGACGACAACUCUGGUGAUACCUAUCCCUAUGACGAAAUGGAGGAAAAUGCUGGCAUUCGUGCUGGUUCAUCUACGGCACAGCAACCUUCACAGUCUCCAGUCAUGCAACUCGUGUCAACUG